AGAUAAAGAGAGAGAGAGAGAGAGAGAGAGAGAGAGAGAGAGAACAAGACCGGGAAGCAGGAGUUUUUCUUGCUGUCUUUUUUUUUUCUUUUCUACCCUGGCCAAACUUGAAGAAGACGUGUUUUCCAGGCGGUGUUAUAUGCUUCCCAGUGCUGAAGUGCUGCGUUUCAGGUGAUAGUGAGCAGAGGUGCUGAGAAUGAUGGACCAUCUCAGCGAGGCGUGUUUGGGCAAGGAGAACGCUGACCUGAUCAACAGCAUGGCAGAGGCCAAGGCCCCGCCGGCCAAGCUGCCCCGGCUGGAGCAGAACGGCAGCCCCCUGGGCCGGGCCAGACUGGGCAGCACCGGGGCCAAACUAGCCGGAGUCCCGUACAAACCCACCGGCCACCUGCUGAAGACCUGCCACAAGAGAGGCAACAUGCUGCCUGUUUUCUGUGUGGUGGAGCACUACGAGAAUCCCAUGGAUUUUGACAGCAAGGAGGAGCACGCCGAGUUCGUCCUGGUGCGUAAGGACAUGCUCUUCAACCAGCUCAUCGAGAUGGCCCUGCUGUCGCUGGGCUACUCUCACAGCUCAGCGGCCCAGGCCAAAGGUAUGAUUCAGGUGGGGAAGUGGAACCCCGUUCCCCUGUCAUAUGUGACAGACGCACCGGAUGCUACGGUGGCCGACAUGCUGCAGGACGUCUACCACGUGGUCACGCUUAAGAUCCAGCUGCACAGUUGUCCUAAGCUGGAGGACCUGCCGCCUGAGCAAUGGAGCCACUCUACAGUAAGAAACGCCCUCAAGGAGUUACUCAAAGACAUGAAUCAGAGCUCUCUGGCUAAAGAAUGUCCCUUAUCACAGGUGCUGAAGCCCAGCAACAGCUGCCUGUUUUCUUUCUGUGUGGUGGAGGCACUACGAGAAUCCCAUGGAUUUGACAGCAAGGAAGGAGCACGCGAGUUCGUCCUGGUGCGUAAGGACAUGCUCUUCAACCAGCUCAUCGAGAUGGCCCUGCUGUCGCUGGGCUACUCUCACAGCUCAGCGGCCCAGGCCAAAGCUCUGUCUUUCAUGGCCCUCUGCUGGAGUGUUUCAAACAUGGGAGUCACUCGCUUCCUCCCAAGGGGCUGGCUCUGUGAGCUGCUGCGUUGGAAGGAGGAUCCCUCUCCGGAGAACAGGACGCUCUGGGAGAACCUCUCCAUGAUCCGCCGCUUCCUGAGCCUCUGCCAGGUGGAACGUGACGCCAUCUACGAGCAGGAGAGCAGCGCCGGGCAGCAGCAGCACCACAACGAGCGGCCGAUGCACUUGACGCACAUCUCCAAUGACCAGCUACAGGCUCAGCCACCCCAGUCACAGCAUCAGCAUCAGCAUCAGCACCAGCACCAGUCCUCCCUGUCCAUGCAGCACCCCUGCCAACCCCUUUUGUCCCAGCAGCCCUUGCAGCAACUGCAGCCCUGCACAGGCCCCCGGUUGCCGCCGCGCCAGCCCUCCACCGCCUCUCCAGCCGAGAUGGAGGACGAGGUCGGCCGCGGAGGGAGCAUCAAGUCCCGCACGUGCGGUGGGAAGAUCUCCCUGGAGGCUCUGGGCAUCCUGCAGAGCUUCAUCCAGGACGUAGGCCUGUACCCCGACGAGGAGGCCAUCCACACACUGUCGGCCCAGCUGGACCUGCCCAAGCUCACCAUCAUCAAGUUCUUCCAGAACCAGCGCUUCUACAUCAAUCACCCAGCCAAGGCGCCCAAGGAGCCCGGUAACAACAUGAACAGCACCACCACCAACACCAGCAGCAGCAGCAGCAGCAGCCCGGCCUUCGAGGAGGAUUUGACGGACUUCAGGGAGAGCAGAGAGCUGCUGAAUGAGCUGGAUGACAGCACGCAGACCAACAGCACCAUCUUCUCCAUCAAGAUUGAAGAGCAGCUGGCCCGAGGCGCAGAGGCCCAGUCAGAGUCAGAGCACGAGGCCAAGGAGUGAACUCUCCCCCGUCUGAACAUAUACUGAGAGUUUUCUUGUGCACACACAGACUGAUGACUGUGCUAAAUGUAACGCUCCGGCAGACACAGAACCACCGCACUGCAAAUAAAGAAAAGUAGUGUUUUUAAAUCAGUGCAGCGUCUGGACUAUAUGAGGAGUGUUUAUAUAUAUAUAUAUAUAUAUAUAUCAGCUGCAGACUGACUGUGAAGUGAGCGUUCACACACUGGAAAGCCCAUUUCAGACUCAAGUACUACUUUUUGGAUUUUGUAAAACUUGUAUUAUUCACUGUAAAGACUGAUGCAUCAUUUAAAUAAUCUGCACAAAAAAAUAUUCUAAGUAUGUUGCCGUGGAUAUUUGCUGACUGCACUCUAUGUCUGUUGUUUUACACUGACUUACUUUAUCUUUUUGAGCUACUGAUUAUAUUUAAAAAGAAAAAAAAAAGUCCCCCUGGAGUUUGCUAGGACUUUGAUAGGUGUUUACGUAUGUGAUGUUUAACUGGAUUUUUUCUUUUUUUUUUGAAAUAGCAAAUGAAAUCAAGGACCAAGAGGUUGACAAGGCCUUAAUUAUGAGGUAUCAAGUCUGGAGCCUGCUGGCAGAUUAGUUAUUCUUUUAAAAAGCGCAUAAUGUGAUUAUGAAUCACUCCAAACUCUGGAACGCGAUCACCCAGCCCAGGUGAAUCUCCGAGAAUAGCUCAGUCUUUACAUAUUAUUUGUUAGGGAGGAAAUAUAAAUAUAUAUAUAUAGACAUUAUAUUGUAACUGUAAAAAAAAAAAAAAAAAAAAAAAAAAAUACAGUCUUAAA
Messenger RNA from Cottoperca gobio, 2739 nucleotides. It is a transcript of the gene satb1b, whose product is annotated as SATB homeobox 1b. Gene Ontology annotation, biological process: chromatin remodeling; regulation of transcription by RNA polymerase II. Gene Ontology annotation, molecular function: DNA-binding transcription factor activity, RNA polymerase II-specific; RNA polymerase II cis-regulatory region sequence-specific DNA binding. NCBI's taxonomy places the organism in Eukaryota, Metazoa, Chordata, Actinopteri, Perciformes, Bovichtidae. The record is from RefSeq and is a predicted model, not a curated record. Bases 197 to 1939 code for a protein of 580 amino acids. The transcript is spliced from 9 exons.